AUGCAUCUCUCCCUUCUCUCCUCAGCUCUAGCCAUUACAUUGGCCGCUCCCUCCCUCGCGCAGGUCCAAAAUUGGAUCAUCCCCGAAGCCGGCCAGACCGGAACAAUCACCGAUCCGUCAAGGGUUUACUGCAUUAUCGAUGACGGCCGCCUCGAAGCAUCCCCUGACUGUACAAUUUUUACCUCCGACGGCGAAGGAGGACUCGAAUCUGCCAAUGGGUGGCUCACUCUGAACGAGGAAUCGAACGAGCUCGAAAUUGCGACUGAAAAAUCCGACUUCCAGUGGCAGGGACGACCUAGCCCGAUUGGCGGCUCUACCGAGUUGCUUUCGUACUUCACCGCUACUGACGAAGAACCCGUUUAUGGACCAACUUGGAACCAUAUCCCGGGGACAAACUACGUUGGGACCUGGACGGGUGACUUUAGGUCCGAGGCUCCUGUCUGGUUGAGCUUUGUGCCUGAGUCUUCUUGA
Messenger RNA from Aspergillus calidoustus, 471 nucleotides. Lineage: Eukaryota; Fungi; Ascomycota; Eurotiomycetes; Eurotiales; Aspergillaceae. The record is from the annotation of a GenBank genome assembly.